Messenger RNA from Talaromyces proteolyticus, 2700 nucleotides. RefSeq lists its product as uncharacterized. The coding region runs from base 210 to 2558 and encodes 782 amino acids. The transcript has a single exon. NCBI's taxonomy places the organism in Eukaryota, Fungi, Ascomycota, Eurotiomycetes, Eurotiales, Trichocomaceae. The record is from RefSeq and is a predicted model, not a curated record. Gene Ontology annotation, molecular function: protein binding.
CGCAAAAAGACCAUCCAUCUCUGAGGUUAUUUCCAGGCACAACCUUUCACGAUUCAGGAACCUGGAUCCGACUCCUUCUGUUCCAGUUACUAUCAAGUAUUUUUUGAGUGUUAUUUCUGUGCUAUAUAAUCUUUUUCAUCUUGGUUCUUGUCGCCCGUGCCCUUGACUGAGAUGCAUGGUUGAAUCAAUGCCGCCAUGUCUGCAUUCUCAUGCCGAAUCCAACUCAGUCCGCCAGGCCAGCAGAGCCCACAGCUGCUACCCUCCCAGGCUCGGUGUCCCCUACCUCCUCAAGAGCUCCUUCGAUGUUCAAUCGAGACUUAGCCAAUUUCCAGAAAUCACUCCGGUGCCUGCGAUCCCGACGUCGAUCGCUCGGUGUCGAGACGAUAGCAGAUAUUUUUAUCCAAUCUCUGGUGGUUGCUGGAUUUUGUGCUGACCACAGCCCUCGAAGCCAUAUCUUUUCGGCUACGAACAAUAAGUCAAAGAGAUCAAGCUUUAGAUUUUGCUCGUCAAUUAUGCACCGUGAUCACCAGGAUAACUUCGAUCGGUCCUAUCUCCAGCAUCGCGCCUCCUCUCCUUUCCACGUGAAUAGGCACUCGAGACCAUUGAGUACCUACGCAACAAGGACCGACCAUAAAAUUGAUUAUGAUUUUGAAGAAUCACCAGAUGACGAUAUAAUUAGCCGUCGAAACACGCAAAGCGAGCUCAUGGCCACAACGAGAAGAGCAGACAGGAUUGAAGAUCGCCGCGUGGAUAUGGCCCCCCAAACUGGGGUGGCCACUAGAGAGAAGAAGAAACACACCCAGUAUGCUUCACAAAAAGGCGAACGAAAAAGAAUACGCGAAUCUUCGAAUGUGCCAGCUCUGAGCAAGAAUCCAGCCGUUACUCUGCAGUCUAGCUCGUCCAUAACAGAGCAUUUGAAGAAAAACCACGCAAAUACGUCAGAUAUAUCAAACGUUUUUAAGAGCAUGGUCAAAAAAGUGGAGUCCGGCCCACGUCACGAAGAUUUUGACCUCAACUCAUUCUUGACUGCCCUUGAUGACAAAACAAAAUCUAACCAAUUUGUUUUCAACUUAUAUAAGAAACUUCCACCACCUGGAGUUCUGCGCCUUUCAAAGCCUCAGAGAAGCAAGCUUCUGCGACGCUUUGCACAGCCCCCAGAUAGGCGUCGUUCUAAUGCUCGGUAUUACCUUUUCUUGAUACAGGAAAUGAUUGAUGCGGAACUCCCUUUAUCUCGAUCCCUGUGGACAUCCGCCAUCUAUUUCACAGCUCACAAAGUACCUGUUCUUCAAAAGAGGGAUUUACAAGAUGCCCUCGAACUUUGGCGCCGAAUGGAAAAGAUUAAUGGCAUACAGUCAGAUGACAUAGUAUUCGAACUUCUAUUUACUAUUGCUGUGAAGUCUGGCCAGUUUGCCGUGGCUGAUCGUUUAAUGGAAGAAAUGACAGCUCGAGGUAUACGUCAUACUCGUCACGGAAUGGUCUCCAAAAUCUAUUACUGUGGUCAAAAACAUGACAUUGAUGGCAUACACGAAGCUUUCGAAGAGUUUGUUCGAUCAGGUGAAGUCAUCGAUACGGCAGUCCUUAAUUGCCUGCUUUCGUCCUUGCUCCGAGCUGGACAAUUAGAUACAGCAGAGCAGCUAUAUUCUCGAAUGAUUCAGGAACACAAGAGAGUGUCUAAUGCCUUUCCCGAAGCACAGCAGAACACCAUUUCCCCCUCUCUAUCCUCCGAUUUCGGUACCUGGAGAAAGAAUGCCAAAAGACUCGGAUCAACUUUUGAAAGAUACGCCUCCCUUCAGAAGCGGCAUAGACAACAUGCAGAACAUGCAGAACAGCUACAGAAUGCUAUCCCGUUGGCACCUGAUACAAGAACAUUCUUCAUCCUUUUUGGCCAUCAUUGUCUUCUCACAGGUGACUUAAAAGCGAUAUGUGUGCUUAUCAGAGACAUGGAGCAAACCUUUCCCGUUCCGCCUAGAACAUUCAUUUAUUAUUUUCUAUUUCAAGCCUUUGCUCGCCACAAUGGGACAAAAGGCUGGACGAAAGAGAAGCUUCAAGAGGUGUGGAAGGCAUUCAGACGCGUGUUAUAUGAAUCUUAUACAAGACUCGAGCGACUCGAGAUUGAUGGCUCGUCGUUUACAAAAAUACACUGGGAGAAUCCGAUCAAAUCAAGCACCGAACUCCUACUGGACACUCCCGAUGAGAAUGAACCCGACGUGAGACCAGUCUCCGAGGAUAGCCCGGAAACAGAAGUUUCGAACGAUCUCAUGCAGGAGGAGGAAGAACUCUUGACCAUGUUUGAUAACGUGGGCCAUUACUGGGACUCCUCGUAUCUCGAUGAGAAUAUGCCACGACGACUAGAAAAUGCCGUGUUCCUUAGUCGGGAGCUCAACAUUGUCAUUCUCAAAGCUUUUGGCGCCCAUGCAGAAUCGGAAGAUGUGUUACACGUCUUCACGCAGAUCGAAAGGAUUUGGAAACCAUGGAAAAGACUCCCUUCAGAUGCCCAGGCAGUCAAGAAUGAAUUGCAGAGGCAACUGAUUAAGACUCAAAAGAAACGUCGACUGUGAGCGGUCUUGUUUAUGUAACGACCGAUGGUCAGGAGUCAGUUUGUAUGCCUCCAAUGACCGAGUCAACACUUGUACAAUCUUUAAACCCAUGUAAAUUUAUAUAUAUUUAUCCUUCAUAUAGAAUACAUCGCUCUAAUUUUCC